Messenger RNA from Fimicolochytrium jonesii, 1573 nucleotides. Its product is annotated as acyl-CoA dehydrogenase/oxidase. Bases 68 to 1336 code for a protein of 422 amino acids. The record is from RefSeq and is a predicted model, not a curated record. The transcript is spliced from 8 exons. Gene Ontology annotation, molecular function: 3-methylbutanoyl-CoA dehydrogenase activity; flavin adenine dinucleotide binding. Lineage: Eukaryota; Fungi; Chytridiomycota; Chytridiomycetes; Spizellomycetales; Powellomycetaceae. Gene Ontology annotation, biological process: L-leucine catabolic process.
AUUUGGGCUAUUUUGACAUUCCAACAACCUGCAUCGUCCGCGGCCACCACUCUAUCACUCCUCCAAGAUGGCAUUACUAUCCCUUACACGCGCUGCCGCCCGCAGGGCUCCCGCCUUCAGCCGUCUGGCCACCCGGAUGGCGGCGCCACAGAGCCGGUGUCUGUCCUAUGAUUCCUACAACGUGCCAGUUGCUGGACUGUCCGAGGAUCUUGAGGAGCUUCGUCAAAGUGUGCAUGCGUUCGCGCAGAAGGAGCUGGCGCCUCGUGCCCACGAGAUCGACAAGACCAACGCUUUCCCCAUGGACAUGUGGAAAAAGUUCGGCGACAUGGGUCUGCUGGGUAUCACCGCACCCGAGAAGUACGGCGGUCAAGCGAUGGGCUAUCUGGCGCACACGGUCGUGAUGGAGGAGAUCAGUCGCGCGUCGGGGUCUGUGGCGCUUAGCUACGGUGCGCACUCGAACCUGUGCGUGAACCAGAUCGUGCGGAAUGGUAACGAGGCGCAGAAGGAGAAGUAUCUGCCCAAGCUUAUCAGCGGAGAACACGUCGGUGCUCUGGCGAUGAGUGAAGCUGGAUCCGGGUCGGAUGUCGUGUCCAUGAAGAUCCGAGCGGACAAGAAGGGUGACCGGUACAUCCUCAACGGGACCAAGUUCUGGAUCACGAACGGACCGGACGCCAACACGCUGGUGGUUUACGCCAAGACAGAUAUCAACGCGGGUCCUAAGGGUAUCACUGCGUUCAUUGUGGAGAAGGGCUUCAAAGGCUUCUCCCAGUCCCCCAAACUCGACAAACUUGGCAUGCGCGGCUCCAACACCUGCGAGCUCGUCUUCGAAGACUGCGAAGUUCCCGCCGAGAACGUGCUCGGCGAGGUCGGCAAAGGCGUCUACGUGCUGAUGAGCGGGCUCGACCUGGAGCGAUUGGUCUUGUCCGGUGGGCCGUUGGGGCUGAUGCAGGCUGCGUUGGACGUGACGGUGCCGUAUGUGCAUGAUAGGAAGCAGUUUGGGCAACAGAUUGGGCAGUUCCAGUUAAUACAAGCCAAGCUAGCCGACAUGUACACCAAACUCAGCGCCUCGCGAGCCUACGUCUACGCCGUCGGCCGCGCCUGCGACGCCGGGCAGAUCAGCAACAAAGACUGUGCGGGAGCCAUCCUGUACUCUGCCGAGCGCGCGACCGAGUGCGCGCUGGAUGCUAUUCAGUGUUUGGGUGGGAACGGGUUUAUCAAUGAUUACCCAGCCGGCCGCUUCCUCCGUGACGCAAAGCUCUACGAGAUUGGCGCUGGGACUAGCGAGAUCCGACGAAUGCUUAUCGGUCGCGAAUUCAACAAGGACUUCCGUCAGUAAACUAGCCAUCCACAGGACAUAGCAUUUAGCAAACAGAGCGUAGCAUCCGCAACCACAAGCGACGUAGACAACAGAGCAAUAGAAUGCGGCAUAUGCGGCGGACUAUGCUUCUUACCCCAUGCAUUUCUGUUCAACAUCUGACCCUCAAAACCGAACUCCACAUCACGUUACGAAUGCCAUACGCCCAAAUAUAUUCUCCCACACAAAAAAUAUCUAAAUAAGAAAUAUAUGCAAAUG